Molecule: messenger RNA, 1271 nt
Organism: Rhea pennata
Lineage: Eukaryota; Metazoa; Chordata; Aves; Rheiformes; Rheidae
Gene: AMT
Product: aminomethyltransferase
Exons: 9
Coding region: 36-1211 (391 amino acids)
Biological process (GO): glycine catabolic process
Cellular component (GO): mitochondrion
Molecular function (GO): protein binding; aminomethyltransferase activity
Source: RefSeq, a predicted model, not a curated record
UGCCGGGCCGGCGGGGCCCGGGCAGAGGCCGCAGGAUGCUGCGGGGAGGCCGCGGCGCCGCGCUGGCCCGCCGCUGCCUCAGCUCGGCGCCGGAUGGCCUGAAGCGCACGCCGCUGCACGACCUGCACCAGGCCCGCGGCGGCAGGAUGGUGCCCUUCGCCGGCUGGAGCAUGCCCGUGCAGUACGGGCCCGGGCACCUGGAGUCCCACCUGCACACGCGCCGCCACUGCUCCCUCUUCGACGUUUCCCACAUGCUGCAGAGCAGGGUGUAUGGUCGGGACCGCGUGAAGUUCAUGGAGAGCCUGGUGGUCGGGGACAUUGCGGAGCUGAAGCCGGACCAGGGCACCCUGACCCUGCUGACCAACGAGAAGGGUGGCAUUGUGGAUGACCUCAUUGUGACAAACACAUCAGAUCACCUCUACGUUGUGUCCAACGCAGGCUGUGCGGACAAGGACUUGGCCAUCAUGAAGGACAGAGUGAAGGAACUGCAGGCUGCUGGCAGCGAUGUGCACCUGGAAGUCUCGGACAAUGCUCUGUUGGCUCUGCAAGGUCCCUCCAUGGCACGAGUGUUGCAGGCAGGACUUUCCAAUGACCUAGCCAAAUUGUCCUUCAUGAACAGUGCGACAAUGACAGUCUUUGGCGUGCCGGGCUGCCGAGUCACGCGCUGUGGCUACACCGGCGAGGACGGUGUGGAGAUCUCGGUACCUGCAGCACAGGUGGUGGAGCUGGCUGAGAGGCUGCUCAGUGACCCCGAAGUGUGGCUGGCUGGGCUCGCAGCCAGGGAUAGCCUGCGGCUGGAGGCAGGUCUCUGCCUCUACGGGAAUGACAUUGAUGAGACAACCACACCUGUGGAGGCCAGUUUGGUGUGGACCUUGGGAAAGCGCCGGCGUACAGCCAUGGACUUCCCCGGUGCAGCCGUGAUCAUGUCGCAAAUCAAAGAGAAGCCAAAGCGCAAGCGCGUGGGUCUGACCUCUGUGGGGCCCCCCAUCCGGCCGCAUAUGGCCAUCCUGGGUCCUGAGGGCAAGCUUAUAGGCACGGUGACCAGCGGGUGCCCCUCGCCCUCCCUGCGCAAGAACAUCGCCAUGGGCUACGUGGAGGCUGCGUACAGCCGCGCAGGCACAGUGCUCACCGUGGAGGUGAGGAAGAAGCACCACUCAGCUCUCGUCGCCAAGAUGCCCUUCGUGCCCACCCACUACUACGUGGCCAAGUGAGGCCUGGCACCUGGGGAGGGCACCGGCAUCCCUGGCGUUAUUAAACACCGAUGCCCCGUG